Molecule: messenger RNA, 4572 nt
Organism: Plasmodium gonderi
Lineage: Eukaryota; Apicomplexa; Aconoidasida; Haemosporida; Plasmodiidae
Product: stromal-processing peptidase
Exons: 6
Coding region: 1-4572 (1523 amino acids)
Biological process (GO): heme biosynthetic process
Cellular component (GO): cytosol
Molecular function (GO): zinc ion binding; porphobilinogen synthase activity
Source: RefSeq, a predicted model, not a curated record
AUGAUAAAAAUAAACAGAAUCAUUUUAUUUUAUUUUUCUCUGCUCAAUUUGGUAUGUUGUCUUAAUAGCAACUUCAGUAAAAACGCCUAUAUUCUGUAUUCACCACAAUCAACAAAGAGAUACAAAUCACCAAUAAGAAGAUGGAAUAACCCUCAGAAUAAUAACAUAGAAGAAUUACAAGAAGAUGAAGACUUAAUAAAGUACGAAUUGCCGAACAGAUUGAGCAGUAUCAUUUACAAAAAAAGAAAAAACAAAAAUAAAAAAAUGUACAUUUUAAAUAAUGAAAAUCAUGUAAUACUACCGUCUCAUAAAAUUUCUAAUGAAUAUAAAAAGUACAUGAACCCUAUUGACUAUAAUUACGAGGAGAUGCAUGUAUACAUGGAAAUAAACACUGGUAGUGUAAAUGAAAAGAAAAAUGAGCAAGGGAUAAGUCACCUAUGUGAACACGUUUCCUAUAUGGGAUCUAAAAAUAGGAAAAAUAUUAUAGACAAAAACAUACGAACGAAUGCUUACACAGAUUUUCAUCAUAUUGUCUUUUACAUAAGUGUAAGUCUUAACAAUAACUUGUACAAAGAAAAUUCCUUUAGUCAUUUUAAGUAUGAUAAUGUAAUCAAAAAUGUUAGAGAAGAUGAAAUUGAAAAUUAUGAUAUUUAUACACUUGAAGAAUUUAACUAUAAACAUACCAUCUUGUCCAAAUGUAUUGACACCAUGGUGGAAGUUCUAAAAGGAGAUACACAAUUUAAUAAAGAACGAAUUAUUAAGGAGAAAAAGGCAAUUUUUUCAGAGUACAGCAUUAUUAAUACCCUGGAAUAUAAAAUGAACUCAGACAUUAUAAAAACUUUGCAUAAGGAAAACAGACUAAGCCAUAGACUGCCCAUCGGAAAACUCGAACUGCUGAAGAGAUAUCAACAGAAAGACAUCAAACAAUACUUUGAUUUAUUUUUCAGAACAGAAAAUGUAAACUUAUAUGUUUAUGGAGACAUAAACGUGGACAUAUGUCGAAAGUUAAUAAGCGAAAAGUUCCAGCAUGUGAAGAAGGAUGAUCUAACAUCUGAUCAAAUAAAAUAUCUUAACAUACUAAAUGACAACACAUUGAGAUCUAGAAAUAAAAACCUACCAGCAAUUGUGCACAUGUUUGGUCAGUAUACCACAGAAAAUGAACACACGCAAAAAAUUUCAUCAAAUGGGAUGCAUACCGAUCAAAGUGAGGAAUAUAGCAUAGGAAGUGCAAACAUAAAUGAUAGGGAAGCAAGAGAAGGAGAAGUAAAAACAAGCACAGACAGAAAAAGCAAGGAGGGUAAAAAAAGCGAAUUCACUGAUAACAGAGACGAACAUGGUGAUACAUGCCUGGAUGAUAACAUCAUAGAUGCAAAGAAGCUGAAAGAAUAUCGAAAGGAAUUUAAGAACGAAGCCAUGAGUGAAUUAAAAUUCAGAGCUUAUCUAAAUAAAAAAUAUAAACCAAGUUUGGAAGAAGAAAAAACUUUGAACAAGCCAUGUAAAAAUACAAAUAUUAUAACAGAUUUUGAAAUUAUAAAAUAUUCAUUAAAUAAUGUCAAUAUAAAUAUACUACUGAAAGAGGAAAUAAAGAGUAUUCGGACUAUGGAAGAUUACAAAGUAUAUGUAAUGAAAGAUGUCAUGUUUUAUUGUCUGUCUUUUCGAUUCAAUAUAUACAAACGUGACCUAUUUAAUAGUAUAGAUAUUAAUGAGUAUACGAAUAUUAACGAAGGAGCUACAAUCAGAACUGUAGAAAUAAAAACGACAACAAAAUCAUUCCCUCAAACUGUAACAGCUUUUUAUAACUUCAUUAAAAGUUUGAGAGAUUAUGGCUUUAGUAAUGAUGAAUUGCAAAACUACAGGGUCAAUGAGAUUCAGUAUGACGAGGAUAGCGCAGGUGAUGAAAACCCUGCCAGCAGUUCAGGAGGAGCAAAGCAUAUGAAGCUGACACACCCAGAAAAUGAAGAAAAUGAAAAAAAUGCAGCAAAUGAAGCAAAUGAAGCAAAUGAAGCAAGUGAAGACAAAGGAGAAAUUUCGGAAACACGAAUGAAUGAAAUGUAUUCAGAUGAAAUCCAAAAAAUUAUCGACUAUAAUUCAUGUAAACAUAUUUAUCUGAACGAAGUGAGAGAAAAAAAAUUGAAGCAAGAAACUUUUGAUAAUUUAAAAAUAGAAGAAAUUAACGCUUUUGCUAAAAUUUAUUUUGAAUAUUUAUUUAACAUAUUCAAUGAACGUACUAAUUUUAAACCAAACUGUGUUAUUAUUCAUGUCCCACACAAUGACUUCAAUUUAUUCAACAAAGCAGAUGUAAAAAAAUUGUUUAUAAACAACAUCAAUUCGUUAGCUCAUGUACCGGACUAUUCUAUAAACAUCCAAAAUACACUACUUUCAAACAAAUAUAUCUAUGAAAACAUAACAAAAAACUUGCACAUGGCUAAGUAUGUGCAACCAAAGCUAGAAAUAUCCUCCAAAGAUAUAUUUACUUUCAUUCUGAACAAAAUUAACCCAAUCAAAUUGGACGAUCAAAAUCCUUUCUGUCCUUUGCAAAUUCUAGAGCAUGCCUCCAAUGUGAACAGUUCUGCAAAGUUUAAAGAAGCAGCUAUUCUUGACACAGCCCCCAAUUUUCCCUUCUUCCAAUCCUGUUACGGUAUAGAUGAUAUGCAAAAAGAAAAACUAACAGUGGUAGAAACUACGUUUGAUAACUCGCGCGAUAGAAACAUGUUAGUGAACUCGAAUAACAAAACGGAUAAUAAAACGGAUAACAUAUUUAAUGACAUCUGGAAUCGACAAAGAGUUACACAGAAGAUGCAGCACCAAAAAGAAGGAGAUAAAAUGAAUCCAAGGAAUCUGAAAAAUUAUGUACUGUCAAAGAAAGGGCAAGAAGAAAUUGAACAUUAUGAACUGAAAAACGGAAUAAAAGUAAACUUGUAUAACACACAGAUAGACAAAAAGCAUAUCUACUUGAGAUUAAUCAUACCACAUAAUGAUAUAUUAAAAAAAAAAAAAGAAAAUGUAUUUACAUUAUUAUUUUCAAUUAUUUGCCUCUUUGAGGGGGGAGAAAUAGAAAACAUCAGUAGGGAAAAUGUAGAAAUUCACUGCAGUAACAAGAGCAUAAAUAUAUGUAUCGAUGUAAAUGACGAAUAUUUUUUUAUUGAUAUUUUUACGUAUAACAAGUAUGAUAAUAUUAACUCUGCCUUUUCCAUACUUAACAAUAUUUUAUUACAAACCCGAAUAGAGGAAUCCUCUCUCCAAAGGGUCGUGGACAAACUUAGGAAAGAUUUCUAUGAGUAUAAGAAUAGUCUACAGUCCUUCCUGCUUGGCCAAACUAUUUCGUACCUGUCGGACGGUGCAAUCGGAUACCAGAAUUUUGACAUCAGAGAAGCCGAAAAGAUAAACCUUGAAACGGUUAAAAAUGUGUUAAAGCACCUUUUUAGCGAUUCCUCCUUAUUUGAACUAACCGUUGUGGGGAAUUUAUCCAAUUUUAUUCAUUAUUAUGUACUACACUACCUUGGAACAUUACGCGUUGGAAGAGAAGAAAAUCCCCCUCUAAUGGCUCAUGACCAAGGGAAUGGAGACAUAUCCAUAAGCUCAUCAGACAUAGGCACGAAUUUGUCAGAAAGGGGACAAGAGGAAGAAGACGUGGGUGUGAAUCAGCAUGUCGAUAAAUAUGCCAUGUCGGAAAAUGGUAUACAUAACAAAAUGGACAUUUUAUUCGAUGAGUAUAAUCUCCUAUGCCCACUCAAGAAUUUCGAAAAGAAAAGCAAAGAAAUUACUUAUGUGUACUUAAAAGAAAAAGAAGAUCACGCUGUUUUUCUUCUCAUGGGAAAAAGUGCAAAUCAUUUUGGGUUCUUAAGUAAUGGGAUACACAUAUCGCUAUACUUAUUACAUUUUUUAAGAAAGGUUAUAUACCUGGAAAGUAAAGAAGAAGAAAUCGAAAAAGACAGUUUGAUAGAAUUGCUUUACCAAAUUAGGAGUCAUAUAAACUUGGAACAAUACAAAAAAGAAAAUUUCACAGAACUGCUUAAAAAAAAAAAAAAAUUAUAUACUAAUCCUUUAUUUUUCAACGCAAUAUCUUACGUCAUUCAGUACAUAUUAAAUAGCAAAUUAUUUCAUUACUUGAGAGAAAAAAAAGAAUUAACAUAUGAUUCUUCUUUUGAAUUUUUAAAUUAUGAGAAAUAUUUUGCAGGCUUUUUUACCUUAUUUGUUCAGACAAAUCCAAAAGAUUUAAAUCUUAUAAAAAAUGAAGUUCUUUCUAGUUUUCAUAAUUUUACAAAAAAUUAUUACAAUUAUUCUGACUACCUAAUAGAAAAUGCCAAAUUAUCUUAUUUAAAUAAAAAAACAAAGGAUUUGAAAUUCUUUAUUGAUAAAAUUUCAGGUAUGCAGUUAACACAUUUUCCCCUAAAACAUAAGAAUAAAUUUUUAUUAAAAGAUAAUCUCAUAUUGAACAAAAUCGAAAAAUUAGAUGUCCUUCUGGUCUUAUAUGUCAUCUUUAAUCAAACGCAAACUUAUCACAUUUCAUGUGGAAUUACAUCACCCCAAGAUAUGUGGACACAUGUUUACAAAAACAUAAACCAUUUGUAA